Molecule: messenger RNA, 419 nt
Organism: Mandrillus leucophaeus (drill)
Lineage: Eukaryota; Metazoa; Chordata; Mammalia; Primates; Cercopithecidae
Gene: PCBD2
Product: pterin-4 alpha-carbinolamine dehydratase/dimerization cofactor of hepatocyte nuclear factor 1 alpha (TCF1) 2
Exons: 4
Coding region: 1-357 (118 amino acids)
Biological process (GO): tetrahydrobiopterin biosynthetic process
Molecular function (GO): 4-alpha-hydroxytetrahydrobiopterin dehydratase activity
Source: RefSeq, a predicted model, not a curated record
AUGGUUAGAGUUUGUUGCGUGUCAGACUUUUCUACUUCUCUGCUUAAGUCGUCAGGUACUCACAGGUUGACUGCAGAGGAGAGGAACCAAGCUAUACUUGACCUUAAAGCAGCAGGAUGGUCGGAAUUAAGUGAGAGAGAUGCCAUCUACAAAGAAUUCUCCUUCCACAGUUUUAAUCAGGCAUUUGGCUUUAUGUCCCGAGUUGCCCUACAAGCAGAGAAGAUGAAUCAUCACCCAGAAUGGUUCAAUGUAUACAACAAGGUCCAGAUAACUCUCACCUCACAUGACUGUGGUGAACUGACCAAAAAAGAUGUGAAGCUGGCCAAGUUUAUUGAGAAAGCAGCUGCUUCUGUGUGAUUUCUUCCAAAACACAUGUAAAAUCUUGUACACAUCUUAGCUGCAAUGUAUGUUGAAGGAAA